Xyrichtys novacula (pearly razorfish) is the source of this 10239-nucleotide messenger RNA. Lineage: Eukaryota; Metazoa; Chordata; Actinopteri; Labriformes; Labridae. The record is from the annotation of a GenBank genome assembly.
GUCAGUCUGUCCGCGAGUCUGCACGGAGAGCCACAACCGAGGGAAACUCAAGGUGUGGAUUAUAACAAGUGGAGUACUGAUGCGUCGGCUGUAGCUGGACUCCUGCGGGUUUAAAGGUAAGAUAUUCGCUGUCACAGCCGCUGUGAAACACGCACUAAGUUUGUUUCUUAAACUGUUCAGAGUGUGCUGCAGCAAACACCUUACCGCACGUGAGAGGACAGGAGGAGACGUGCCCAGACCGGUGAUAAAAGUGAGAACGGGGAGUUUGAUUUUGACAUGAUGGAGCCUCUCCUUUGAUUCCCACUUUCCUGAGGUCUGUGCCAGUUAAAGUUGGAGCCUGACAUUUAACAGUCAAAGUCCAAUAUAUAAAAUGUAAGAUGUAAGACGUUUUUUUAUUUGCUUUUUUAAUGUUGAUUUCUUUGUGAGUUUUGCUAUUUGCAGUGGUAGGGAUCUCCAUGCUUUCAUUGAUCUGUAUUUUAUUGUAAGCUUUAAAAAGAUGGUGUUUGGUUUGGGGAACUAUGAAUAGAUCUCGUGUUCUGGCUGUCUGGUGGCACAUGUAUAUGAAUCAUGAUUGUGUUUUAGCUGAUUGUUUUGAUAUAAUGGAGUUUUGGACUACAGUAUUUUUCAUGUUGAUAGAAGUAAUGCAGCAUUGAUUCUGUCCUCAACUUUUAUCCAUUGUAGACAGGAGGGCAUGUUGUUGAUACUGUUCUUGGAUGGACAUUGCAGAGCAAGGCAAGGCGUGCUGCCUUGUUCUGUACCAGCUGGAGUUUGUUCAAGUCUUUUAGAGUAGCUUUUGCCCAAACUAUAUGACAGUAGUCCCGAUGUGAGAGUACAAUGUUGUUUAUAACAAUUUUUACCAUUUUUGCUGCAGGGUAUUUUGUCACCAAACCACUGCCAAUGUCUGACCCAUUUUAUGCACAGCAGUGUAGCAGCAAGACACCCCUGUGUGUGAAACUCCCACAUUCCUAGCAGGAAAGGUUCCUGGUCCCAGGACACAGGAUCAUAUAAAUCUUUCCAGACUUGUACUUUCAGGUUAGCUAACUGACCCAACCGGAGGUUGACCUAAAUCUCUGGCUCUUCACAAUCAGUCAAUUAGGUGAACAGAGACAGAGUUAUAUUACCUUUCAAACUGACUCCCAUUGCUGACCAUCUAAAUAAUCAUUAACGCCUCAACUGAGGUCUCCCAUUUGAGAUUUACUGUCUUAAAGUGUGUGAACACACAGAAUCCAAGGUCAGAGGAGCAAGACGCUGACCUCCAGACCUCUGUCAUAAGAUCUUGCCAACCAUGUACUGAUUCCUCACUGACAUGAACUGCAUUCCUUUGGAGAAAGAAUAGUAAGGACUGAUAAUGAUGUCUGGCACAAUGUACUAAUCUAUCUAAUCCUGAAAUUUGAGAUAAAAUGAAACGUGCCCUGUUUUGCUACGUGCUCCAGAAGCCGAGCUGUCUUUCUGGCAAAAUGAAUCUGUUAUUCUUUAGUUUCUUUAGACCGAAAGCAUUUUAAGCUGUACACAGGAGACAGGAUGAGAUCUGAAGAGCAGCCUGAGCGUCUUUUAAUGUACAGAUGUAGAAAUCAGUACAGAUGACAAACAGAGUCUUGACCAAACCAGAGGAGAGCACAACCCCAGGCUUUUCUCCUACCCCCUUUUAUGCUGCCAGGUGUGUAUUUGAAUACAAUCAUUGUGUAUUAGUGUGUGUGUGUGUGUGUGUUCAAUGUUUGAAGCAAGACCAGCAGGAGAUCUCUCUGUGUUCAUGCCAGAUGUGUUUCCAAACAGGCCAGACAAAAUCGGAAGCCCCAAAAAACGUGUGUUUGCGUGCGUGUGUGCAUGCAUGUAUGUGAGUGUGUGCAUGUGAGAGAGAGAGGGGAGGAGCCUGCAGGUCAUGACCCAGCACUGACCUGGCCACAAAAGUAAACUAUGUUCUUCAGCUCUCAGAAGUACAUAGAGGUGGAAAAAAUUAACAAAAACAAAAGUGAGCUGUUAUGUCUGGAGGUGUUUAUAAACCUGCUAUCUGGCCUUUUGAUCUCCGGGGGCCCCAACCCUGGCUCCCAUGGAAUCCAGGGGGAAAAAAAACACUGGGAACCAUUUCUCAACAAGAACAGUUUUUUGACUCCCAUCCCUAACAGCAGCCCUAGUGUGGAGUCAUUUCUUCCAAAUGAUUCUGUGUCUCUUCUUUGGAAUCAGUGGAGGUGUGCUGUUCUGUGCUUCAAAGCGGGCAAAGAAGCUGUUGUGGUUGUUUAGUAGAGAGAUGUUGCAGUCAGACCUGUGGUGAGGGUUUGUAGUCCAUGAUGGUCUUAAUGCCCUGUCACAGGCUUUGUGUGUCUCUGCUGUCUUUAUAGAGUCCUGUUAUUCUCUUCUGGUAGUCCUGUUCAGCUUUCUGGAUGCCUCAGGAUGGGUUGGCUCUUGCUUUUCUCAGGCCAUCUGCAUCUCCAGCGCUGGGGUAGGAGAAGGCAGUGUUCUUGACCCUCAGCAGCCUGCUGACCUCUCCUGUCGCCCAAGGCUUCUGGUUAGCUCUGGUGAUGAUGGUCAGUGUGUGGGUUGUAUCAUCCAUGCAUUUUCUGAUAUAGGAAGUGACACUGUCUGUGUACUCUGUAGAAACUAACUAGAUGCGAGCCUGUGUUUUUUGUUUUUUAAUGAAAAUUACAUUUAUUUCUUUUUAUAUAUUCUUUUACUGCAAUAUGCAAUAUUGAUUGAUAUUGAUUAUGUUAUUUGUUAUAGUUUAUGUUAGUAACCAAUAUUGCUGCUGCUAUACUAGAGGGUUGAAUGGUUCAUGGCCCAGAUGUUUGCACUCUAGUCUGCUAUGCAAGGAUGUUGGAUAGUUUAUGGCCCCAGUGGUUUGCACUCUAGCCUGCACUAAACCGCAAUUUGGGCCCUGGGACGUGCGGCACUCAAGUGGCUGUCUUCUUUCCUCUUUAGAGGUGUUGUUCAUGUAGCUGAUCUGCUUUUCUUUUUUAAAUGUCAACCCAUUGUAUGAGUUAUGCUUAGCUUGUUAUGACGCCAUUGUACAACUGACAACAUAUGAGCCACCUGGGUAUCAAGGAAAUGUUCCCCGAAAUCGUAUAUUGCUGACUGGAAUGUUGACGUCACAAGAAGAAAUAAUACCUAUGCUGAACAACCUGUAUAAACAUUGCCUGCAAUUGUUGAAGGACGGAGAACUUCUGACUGAUGUGCCUGCACUGUGUCUGUAACUUCUCUCUCAUGCUGCGUGAAUAAAUGUGUUAAGAUCUUUAGUUGGUUUGACCAUUUAUUAAACACUGCUGUCAUCACUCCGAGCUGACCGGUCCUCUGCAACAAGAAAACCCAGCCUUCACUCUACCACAGCUCCUUAAUCUGUAUGGCUGUUGUUUGCGGCAGUCUUGAGGAGCAGAAGAAGCUUCCUCUGGCCACAUACCAGCUUUAGGAAGGGUUUCCUGGUCUUCACCCUGGGCUUGUAUGCUGGUCUGAGCAUGAUGGUGAUGGUGAUGUGGUCAGAGAGUCGGAUGUGGGGGGAGGGAAGAGGCCAUGUUCCUUUUUGUGUCAGAGGGGUUGUUUCAUCUGGUUGGGAAAUUAACAUGCUGGUGUAAAUGUGGGACACCAGGCAGUAAGGAUGAGAAAGGUGCUUGGGUGGGCUGUAUGCUCCUCACUGAUGGCCUAAAACAGCUCACAAAUGCCUCUUUUCUAUUAGCGUUCUUAGCAGUGAGGAAAACGUAAACAGCGGUCAGCAGAAUCGCUGUAAAGUCCCACAAAAGAUAUGAGUACAGCAUUUGAUGAUCGUGUGCCAUUCUAUACUGACCUUAGUUUUCAACACCAGGGCUUUCCCUGUUAUUUCACCACUUCAAUAUUGUUUGACUACUGUAAAUAAUUGAAUUUCUCUGUUUUCAUGCAGGGACACCUGCAACAAGACUUAGACAAGGAUGGAUUCUUGCGCAUGGAUGAACGGUUGGAGCCAGCAGGCUGGAACACCCUUGCAGUCCUUUCAACCCUCUGCUCUGCAUACCCAAAAGACAAUGAGGACUUAUCAAAUGGGGACAGUGAACACCUACUCUCAAGACAGGACAUCAUACACCAGAGCCCAGCCAAUACAAAGUUUCCAACGAAGAACCAACUUGCAGACUUCAGCAGCUCAUAAUCAGGCUAUGUCCUCCCCAGAGUCAUCUGAAUGGAUUAGCAACCACAACUACAGGACAAUAAACAGUGACCUUCAAAGAGGAAACCCUCAUUCGAUGACCAACACUUGGCAAGGUUUCCCUCAGAACUCAUUUGAGAAUCCAUCGGCCCAAAGUCUGUCAAAUAUGAGGGCAGCAAACAUGCCAAGUUAUAGGAAUCAGAGCAGCUCUGUCCAAAACGUCAAUGCAUCAGCAAACACUACAACUGCUACCUCCUUUCCAUAUGGACCAGUGGCUUACCCUAACACAGCAGUGUCUUCUGCUGCUCAUGGCUUGAACCACAAACAAAACUGCAUUCAGAACCAACGUCCUCCACCUAGUUAUAACUCUGCUGUCUAUCAGUCCAUCAGAAACAACAAUAAUAUGGCAAACUCAUCACCAACUCAGCAAAGCCAAGCUAAAGUUGGCUGUGGCAAUUGGCAACAAACCAGAUGGUUAUCUAGAACAAAUGAGCUCCCUUUAGAUUCCUCUAAAGAAACAAGACAGCAAGUGAUCGCCAGAAUCUCACAAAGUCUACAACAGUCUGUUGCUACCGAAUUAAACAGUUGCCCUGCCUCAUGUGCUGUUUCAAAAUACAGCAGUAAUCAUUUGGUUGAAACAACAGAGUCCAAUCGUAACAUGCAGCCAGCUGGGAACAACAACUCAUACCCACUCCAACCUUCACCUCCUAACUCUGGACAGUUUUUGAGAGCACAACACGGCUUGGGUGGAUCUGUAACAUAUUGCAACUACAAAACAGCAGCAAAUGGAGGUAGUGCAGCGAAUACAGGUUUUCUUCCAAAUGGGAAUCAAGGUCCAACUUUAAAUGAUUUAUCUCAGUCCACGAAGAAUUCAGCUAAACCAGCAAUGGAUGGAGCAAUGCCAAACAAUGGCUCUGCUUAUCAGUGUCCUGGUGGUGUAGGCCCCAGAGCUGUUGCUGUUGUGCAGCCAUUGUCACAAAAAAGUCACCAGGAUUCAAGAGAAGCCUUUCACAAACUUCUGAAAUUAGUUGCAGGGGAAAUAGGCAAGUCUGGAGAAUUAAAUAAAGGGCAGAGUCACAGAAAACCCGAAAAGACAAGUGAAACUGUAUCUGACGAAACAAAAAUCAGCGAUUCUCCAGCGCUCAUUGAUUCUCUUUCUGAUUUAGUUGGACACCAAACAAAGACACAAAAUCAGCCAUCAGAACCAGGACUGGCUGAAGAACCUCAGGUGGAUGGAGCAGAAACAGCAGCCACUGCAGAAACAGCAGCAUCCACUGCAGAAACAGCAGCCACUGCAGAAACAGCAGCAUCCACUGCAGAAACAGCAGCAUCCACUGUAGAAACAGCAGCAUCCACUGUAGAAACAACAGCAUCCACUGUAGAAACAGCAGCUGCUGCAGAAACAGCAGCAUCCACUGCAGAAACAGCAGCAUCCACUGUAGAAACAGCAGCUGCUGCAGAAACAACAGGUCUAAACGGUGAUCAGGACAGAAUUGUAAAUGCAGCUGAACCAGUGAGGAGUUUGGUGGAGCUUUCUGCUGUACCGACCAUCCAGUGCACACCUGAAAUGUUGAGAAAAAAAAUAACAGAGCUCAAUAAAGGCUACUUGGACCACAUUAAAACGUCCAACGUGAAUAAAGUUUUGGGUACACUGUUAGAUAUGUUCUGGGCGAGUUAUAAAGGAGCAAAAAGUUGGUACCCAAGUUUAAUGACAGAGGUGAAAGAUUUCUGCAGAAAACAUCUAAAUGAAGACGCUGUCAUUUUGUCAGCAGUUGAUGAAGCUGGUUUGGAGGCUCUUAAGGGCCACCAUAUUCUCAAACAUGACGAAGUUUACACAGAACCACCCUACAAACCGUUUUGGCUGACUUACAGUGAGAAGCUAGACGACAUUGAAAAAGAGUUUGGCUUGCCGUGGCCUCUAAGGCAUCGCUCAUGUACAGCGGAACGUGACAUUGAGCUUGAUCAGGCUGAGAUAGCUGUCAGCUUCUCAGAUCAGCUUAUCAGUGAGUUGUCCAACACUAUACUGUCCCAAACACAGGAUAAGGUGUUUGAAGAAUGCAGUGAAGAAAAAGGCUGGGCUGAUGAAAGUGCGUCUUCAUCAAAUGAAGGAGAGAGUGUUGACCCUACUGACCCUUUUCGCUCACUGGAAAUCAAAGUUUUGCCCAGAGAAGAGGCCCUACGUAUCCAUGAACAAGCUGCCAUGAGUGAUAGAACUCAACCAGAGAGAGUUAUGAACAGCUCCAAGGAAGAUGAUGUGCAGGAGGUGAUAAAUGACACCAUAAGUGACUUGACAUUAGAGCGCCAAUCAGCCAGUCCGAUGGAGCAGAUAUGCCAGAGUGAGAGAAAUCAUGAUAAAACCUCAGACAAGACCUUUGAUGAGAAAGAGACAGGUGAGGCAAAGGCAAACGAAGUGUAUGGGACGUCCUCAGACAGCGAGUUUACAUCUGCAGAGGCUGAAAAACCAGACGAAUAUGGGGGAAUCAACAACAAUUGCACAGAAGUUAUCACAUAUAUUGAAACCAUCUACACUCCUGAGGAUGAACAAACAAACUGCAUUGCUGAUCUCAUAAACACCAGUCGGUCAAGCAGCAAACUCUUAAGUGAAGAUGAGGUGGCAGAUGACAUCCCCAAGCACAUGCUGAACAGAUCAGAGCUAAGUGGGAAUAAAAGCAAAAAUACCACAGCAGAAGGGGACAUUGCUCAACUCUCUAGUCGUAAUGGGGAUGCACAGAUUUCAGACCUGAAGACCUGUAGAUUGGCUCAGCUGAUGCAGAAAGAUGAUGGAAAGCAGUCAUCAGAAACCAGAGAAGACACAACUCAAACUGAGAUGACCUCCGCCCUCCAGACUGCUUUCACCCUUAGCCGAAAUUCUGAAACCAACGAAAGAAAGCACAAAAGAUUACAGAGGCAUGAUAAGUUUCUUCAUCCCCACAAAAAGUCAAAGAAAUCCCAUGUGGACCAUGUUGGAUUUGAGGAUGAUUCAGGAAGUAGAAAGAAGAGUUUAGUUGACAUGGAAGAUAGUCAACCUUCAGCAGGAGGUGGGACUGCAAAGCUGGUUCUCUAUGGCUCGGCACAUGCCAAAUCUGAUCGGAAUAACGUGAAUAGAACAUCUAAGCCUCCAGAAGUCCUCUCUGUGAGUCUCAGUCCUCUGUCAAUGGAUUUGAGUGAAGCUGUGCCUGCAGAGGAACCUUCAGCAAAACAGCGGAUUUAUGAAAAAUGGAGCAAAACUUUGUAUCCAACUGAAGUGGAUUACAGAAGCAAAUUGAAAUCUCUUACAAAAUCAGGGGCAAAUUUGAUGAAAUCUGAGAGGAAGAGCAGUGUAAGGCAGCCGCUGACCUUUGAGAGAGGGAACAGUGUAAAUACAGCCACCAAGAGGAGGAAACACAGGAAGGAACUGAGACACAGGAAGGAGACAACCACAACAGAAAGGAAGAGAAGAAGAGGUGGAGCCAAAGCAAGGUGUCCUGCUGAUCAGCGGAAGAGUAAGGACAGGAACUACGCAGGUGAAACUCUGCGAGAGAGAUUCUUCUGGAUGUUCAGUAUGUUACCCAGAAGCUUAAAGUUAAGCGAUGGACCCAACAAGACGGAAAACAUGAAUGAUCCUGCUAAGAGUAAGUCAAUCCAGAUAACCAUGUUGACUGAUUAAACUUGUGUGUGCAACAAUCUUAGAGAGGAUGAUUUUUCAAACAUUUGUAUUGCAUGUGUUUAGCUCUUUUUACCCACAGACCACUGAUGUAUGUUAACUUUAAAGCUAACUCUUGCUCAGCAGAUGUGUUGUCCGUGGUCCCAGCAAAAUUAAUUCACAAACAAACUAACAAUCAUACUAGGAGGGAGGUAGUUGAAUUGGUUGAGAAAUUUGAACAAGAAGGAAGAAAAAGGAGAGAAGUUGUAGUGGAGAUUUGUUGCGGAGAGGAAGUUGGAGUUGCAGUGGAAGUGGGUGUGUCAGCAGUGUCAAAUCGGUCAAAGAGCAGGUUAAGUUCAUCAGCUCUUUCCACAUCACCCACCACUGGCUCUCUUUUCUUAUAAUUGCUGUGUCCAGAGAUGGUACCGAUUCCUCUUCACACCUCACAGAUGUUGCUGUGUUUUUAAUCCCUCUCUAACUUCUUUUUGUAUGGAAACCUUCACUGAAUUUUCUUAAAAACAAAAACACACGUUUUUAAAGCUGUUGUCUACAUUUUAUUUCAUUUUAUUUUAUCUACCAACUGUGACUAAUUACUUACGAAUCUAUUUCUUAUCUUCAAUUUUACAUUUGUGUGUCUGUCACCAUAGUAUUUGUGCACAUCUAUGGUUUGUUUGUACAUGCUGUGUAUUUGCCUUUAAUUCACUUUGCAUGUUUGCUGUAUUGUAUGGACGUUUAUGUUAAUAUUUGUUAAGCGUGCUCUCAGGUAUAUGUUUACUGUGAAGUUCAAGCUGUAAAGCUGAUGGUGUAAUGCAAUGUAACCUCAGUUGUGAUAACCUGGUAAAGAAGCUGAACAUUAGUAUCAUACAAACUGAUAUACAGCAUGUGUUUUACACAACAGAGAUCAAUUUUGCGUGUUUUAUAUUGAUCUGCUAUUAUGUCCCAUAUACAAUUAUCUUACAAUUAUUAAUCAUAUUCUUUUCAUACAUUUCUCAUAAUACACUGCAUAUGUUUCACUUAAAACCAGGGAAGGAUGUACAGUAUGAUUAAUUAGGGUUUCAGUAGUCAUUAUGUCAAAGUUAUAACACAUCAUGUUGACAGAGCACAGUGAUCUACAAGUGUGACCGGAGCUGAGACUUGGACUCUAUGGAAGUUAAAACAUUCAUGGUUAAGACUAGGCUUAGAUAUCUGUGAGGUCAAGAAAACUUAUUUGGGUUCUGCUCAGAACUGUUAUGUUCUUGUGAUUUCAAACAAUGUGAGAUGAUAUUUUCUCGGCUGAUUUCCUAGACAUCUUGUUUAUAAUGUGGGAAAAGAGACCCACACUUGUAAUACACACGUAUGAUGUUCACAAACACAUUCACCAGCACAUGGAGUAAGGAAAAGUAGAGUUCAGGAGCUCCUCUGAAGACUCUGGUCUAGACUCUGAUUGUUGAAUGUUCUGAUUUUGAUAAUGUUGCCCAGACUGCUCUUCAGAAAUCAUUCUGUCUCCUGAGCCUAGAUUUGCUUCAUCCUAUAUACAUUAUCCUCAACACAAUACAAUACAAUACAACACAAUAGGGAAAUUUGCCGUAGAAAUUCUGCACGGUUGAACAAUUGUUGACCAGAGGUUAUAUUAUGAUAUGCACGCUUAGAGGGACUUUAGGAUGUUAUUAUUGGGGAUGGUUUUCCUGGAUUUUAGCCAAAUGCCAAUCACAUCUCUGAUUAAUAACUUGUCUUGUUGUCAACAAAAAGUUAUUGUCCAGAUUUUCACUCAGAAUUUUGGAGGUUUUGUCUAAUUCGUAUGAAUUAUUUUCUCCACAGGUACACGGACUAAAUGAAAUCUGGAGGAGAAGUGUUUUCCACUGGGUCACAAAAACCUGCAACAUUCUCCAGGAAUUUCAGGAGGAAUAUCAGAUGGUCAGAUGCAGAUCUGGGUUACAGAUUUAGCAUGCCACAAGUGUCACCAAGACCUGAGACUAGACUUGAGAACCACUGCUCUAGGAUGACAUGACUGGCCAAAGAAAAUCAUCCUAUCAAGGGCUGAUGAACACUAGACAGAGAAGAUGUCUUUAUUUUCAUGUGAGAAAGUCAACUUAAGAUGGUUCUGAUUGUUUUCAGCAAGUUCUAUGUCAAACUAUUAUCCGUUUAACUAUUAAAUCAGUUUUGAAGUCUUAAACUGUAUGUGCUUUUCUCUAAAUUUUGAAUACCUCAUACAAAAACUUCACUUGAUCUGUAUGCAGCAGCUUUUAUAUCAUCUCUGCAUGUUUUUACAUUUAUAUAAAGUACUUUUAUAUUUUUAUAUUUGCUUGUUCGACCUUUGUUUUUAUAAGAGAUGGUGUUUGUUUUGUUUUAUGUUCUUUUAAAACUGCAGUAUAAUUCUCCUCUAUCCGUGUUUUUAAUGAACCCAUGGGGCAGCUGUUUCUGUUACUUACUGUUUGUGCACAUUUGAUCCUUUCCUACAUUUGAUUUGUCUACAUCUAUUUUAUACAGCGUUGUUAACAGACUGGUACUUUUUUAUUAAAAUGGCUCUGAUGCUAAA